Molecule: messenger RNA, 2728 nt
Organism: Carassius auratus (goldfish)
Lineage: Eukaryota; Metazoa; Chordata; Actinopteri; Cypriniformes; Cyprinidae
Product: RUN domain-containing protein 1-like
Exons: 6
Coding region: 429-2144 (571 amino acids)
Source: RefSeq, a predicted model, not a curated record
UGCAGGCAGUCCAAGCCACUGACACUUAUGGAAAAUAUAAAACAAACACUCAGAGAACGGAAGGAAGCGUAAAUAUGUACAGAAACGCUUAACAAACUGUAAAGCCGUCGAUUUAAGAGCGUUUCUCUGACGUCAUUACGCAGUAACGUAAACAUCCUGCCCACACAUUCAUUCGUUCGUUGAUACAUAGAACAUUUUGAUGGAACGCGCGUUUGUUGGUGUUGUGGUGCGUUGGUUCCAUAUUAUCUCAAGAUCUUAGUCGUUUUUAUUACGUUGCAAUGUUUUCCGAAGGCGCAAGUGUUACUCUGCGCUGCACCUGCUAAAGCGGUGGUUGCGUGAGUUUACGUUAAAACUGCGCAUCAGUUGAGUCGGUCGAGGUCGUUUUCAGUUAAAGGACAGCCAGGCUGUCUGCCUCAGCUACCAAUCACAUGUCGACGGAGGAUCUGUCCACUUCCGACAGCGAGGCUGCCAUCGCGGGAGCCGGGGAGCGCUGGGCGCCGGUAGGAGCCGUGGCCAGUCCGGAGGAUGAGCGGUUGAAGAGGGGCACGCGAGCUGGCUCUGUCUCGUCCAGCGAUUCAGACCUGGUAUCCAGACUGAGGAAGCUGCAGGAUGAGCAGGAGCAGCUGAACUCGUCGCUCCUCGCGUUAACGUCUCACUUUGCUCAAGUGCAGUUUCGGCUGAAACAGAUCGUCCACGCGCAGAGCGACGAGAAAGAGAGGAUGCUGCUGGAGCUGGAAGAGUUUGCAUUCAAAGGAUGCCCUCAUGUUAUAGGCUGCAGGGCACAGGAUGCUCAGAUGAUGGAAAACUCUGAUGAAUUGAAUGAAAGAGAGAAGAGGGAACGCUUGGAAGCUCAGAGAAACAAGCAGAAGGAGCUGAUUCUCCAGCUGAAGACUCAGCUUGAUGACCUGGAGCGCUUCGCCUACCAGGAGGGCAGCUAUGACUCCCUGCCUCAGUCUGUGGUGAUGGAGAGACAGAGGGUGAUCAUUGAUGAGCUGAUUAAGAAGCUGGAUGUGAAUCUGAAUGAAGACAUUGGGAACCUGACUCCAGAGGAGCUGCGACAGAGAGUGGACACCGCUAUAGCUCAGAUAGUCAACCCGGCUCGAGUCAAAGAGCAGCUGGUGGAGCAGCUCAAGACCCAAAUCAGAGACCUGGAGAUGUUCAUUAACUUCAUACAGGAUGAAGUGGGGAACCCUCUGUUAAAUGAUGGUGUGAAGAGCCAGCAGGCCCAUGCUACCGGACCAAACACUGGAGCCACAGGAGGGAUGAAGCGAGUGGAUCCCGAACAGGCCCAGAGGAUGCGGGAAACCGGGCUUCAGCUGAUCCAGAAAGCCUUAGCGGUGCUCCAGAUCUUUGCACUGAGUCAGUUCGGCUGCGCUGCGGGCCACAUUCCCCAGAACCUGUGGUCUCAGGGUGGCGAGGCUCAAGAUUACGCCCCCUUGCUGCAGAAACUCGAAGGAGCCGUGGAGCACGUACGUUGGCAAGCCUCCUGCCAGCAACCAAACUCUCAGGAGGAACACGUGGUCAGUUACUCUACCUGCCUGUUGCCUGGAGGACAUCGGGAUGAACUCACCUCUUCUGUGCGUAAAGAACUGGCUUUGGCACUCCGGGACCUGCUAGCCCAUGGACUGUAUGCUCCUUCCCAGGGUAUGAGCUUGGUCCUUGCCCCCAUUUCCUGCCUGCUGCCCUUCAGCUCUUCUCCUCAGACUCUGCAUCCCUGGGAACUUUUCAUCAACUACUAUCAUUCCAAAAAUGGACGGGCAUUUGUAGAAUCGCCCGCUCGGCAGCUCUCUCAAUCCUUCAGUUUACCUGUAGGGGACGGUCCUGUGACGGUCACUCCCAAGCAGUCUCUGUUAUGGGCCAUCCAUACAGUUCUCAAAGAGCAUGCACGAUUCAAGCGUAGCGCGGACUCUGAGUUUAAGGCCUUAGUGUGCAUGGCACUCAAUGAGCAGAGGCUUGUGUCCUGGCUCAACCUGCUGUGUAAGUCUGGGACGCUCAUCCACUCACACUACCAGCCCUGGAGCUACAUGGCCCAAACAGGCUUUGAAGGUGCCCUGCGCAUCCUGGGCCACCUCAGCCAUCUCAAAUUCAGCCUUCCUGUAGACCUGGCUGUCAGGCAGCUUAAAAAUAUCCAAGAUGCUUUCUAAACAGAAUGAAAUUAUGGGCAUUUUGGCAGGUUGAGGAAAAAAGGGAACCCUCCCAAUCCUCAUAAUCCAUAAAUUGGGAUAGAAAAAAAACAAUAAUUACAAUAUAAUACUAAUAUAUAGCUUGACACAAAGUUUAAAUCAAAUUAAAAGAUACUCCCAAAUCAACAAGUCCACUGGAAUUAAAAAAUCUGAAAUGAGGAAACUCCUGCACUUUCUAGAGACUCUGUGUUGCUGUUGGGUCUUGUCUCUAAACUGAAGAGGAUGAUGAUGAGCCUUUUCAGGUUUUAAUAUGCUGCACUGGUCACAACUUAAAGGAAAUGUGCUCAGUUUAGUGACCCUGAGCGUGUAACUGCCUCCACAUAACCUUUGAGGGGAUUUUUCCUUUUAAGCUUUUACCAAAAUCAACCACUAUGUAGAAAAAUGAUUUAUUACUUGAAAUCUUUUCAAGGGCCAUUCCUUUUGAUUGAGAUGCACUACUAUAUACCGUAUUUUCCGGACUAUAAGUCGCACUUUUUUUCAUAGUUUGGCUGGUCCUGUGACUUAUAGUCAGGUGCGACUUAUUUAUCAAAAUCAAUUUGACAUGA